Molecule: messenger RNA, 1877 nt
Organism: Nycticebus coucang (slow loris)
Lineage: Eukaryota; Metazoa; Chordata; Mammalia; Primates; Lorisidae
Gene: PPCDC
Product: phosphopantothenoylcysteine decarboxylase
Exons: 3
Coding region: 1001-1405 (134 amino acids)
Biological process (GO): coenzyme A biosynthetic process
Cellular component (GO): phosphopantothenoylcysteine decarboxylase complex
Molecular function (GO): phosphopantothenoylcysteine decarboxylase activity; FMN binding
Source: RefSeq, a predicted model, not a curated record
CCCUGGUGCCCUCAUCCCUCCCUCGGCCUCAUUCCCAGUGUGCUGAGCUGCAGAUUUCCUUGUACAAGGAAACCUGCUGUGAGCCCGGGUCACUCAGAGAGAAUACAGACCCCUCGCCCCGCCAUCUCACUCCUCUCCAGUAAGUGGGCAGAAGACCAGUCCUGAUGGUCGACUCCAUGUGCUGUUCUCUCUGUGAGUGUCCACCUGUCACUUGCCCCUUGACACUUGGCCGGACACCCUCUGCCUUGUAUACAUGUGAACAGUCUGAUAAGGGGCUUGACUUCCUCAUGAGUCUCUCAUGCACAUGUAUCUCCCUCGUAGCUUUAGCCACAAUGCUGAGAUGCAGUUUUCUUAUAUAUCAGGGGAAGAGAAGAGAAAGAUGAGAAGUGAGAGCUAAUUGAUGGUGGAAAGAAACAAAAGUCCAGCUGUGCAAAAUGGCCACUAUCUUAGGCCUAAGAGGCCUACAGGGAGUUGUUACCCUUAAAGAGGAGCCAUCUUUGUUUAUAUAAUCAUCCCGGGAAGACUUGGGUGUGAUUUCUCUCUUUCCUCUCUCUCCCUCGGCCCCUCCCCCUCCCUUUUAUUGAAUUUUCACCCACUGUAUACUGGUUGGGGGGCCUGUGCCGAGGGCUUCAUGGGACAGUCUGAAAGGAGAGGUUUUAUAUCACCCAUGCAGGUGGCAGGGAAUAUCCCCUGGUAAGUGGCCCCAUCUGUCUUUUGACAGUGCAUUCACUACCUCACCUAGUGCUGGCAAGAGUAGGCAUUUGGUAAAUGCUUACUACAUGUCUGAGGUAACUAGCAAUUUUACUUUCACAAAUGACCAGGACUUUUUCAGAGUUUAAUAUGAUGGAGAAGAUGAAUAACAAAGCUGGGUCAGGAUUUGGGGGCUUCAGAUGUAAGAUUAAUGUCCUUGUAGGCUUGUCAGUGGGUUGUUAAGGCAAUCAUAGAGAAAUCUGGUGAUUUAAGGAUUAUUUGCAUACAAGCCAGGCUGAGCAGAAGAGCAAUGCACAACUUGUGUGGCCAGGAGCAGGGGUGGGAGUACAGAGAAGGGCGGGCCUGGGAGCAGUGCCGUCAAGAAGGCUUCUCAGUGAGGCUGCUGCUAGGACUGACUGGGUGGCUGGAACAAGUUAGGCUCCUGGUCACUUUCAUUCAGACCUGUGUCAUCCGGGCCUGGGACCGUAGCAAGCCCCUGUUCUUCUGCCCAGCGAUGAACACCGCCAUGUGGGAGCAUCCCAUCACCAUGCAGCAGGUGGGCCAGCUCAAGGCCUUCGGCUACACUGAGAUCCCUUGUGUGGCCAAGAAGCUGGUGUGUGGAGACCAAGGUCUGGGAGCCAUGGCUGAGGUGGAGACCAUUGUAGACAAAGUGAAAGAAGUCCUCUCCCAGCGAGGUGACAUCCAGCACAGUUGAACUGGUAUUUCUGUCAUGUGUGUCCUGUACUCAACGUGGGCUCAGGCCAACCCAGUGAAGAAGAUGGACAUUGGCAAAAUUUGGUGAGGAUUUGCUGACCCUCCUCAGGGGCUGGACCUGCUCGAGGUUAAACAGGACCAAAGGUCCAGGUCCCAGCUUCUUUCAACCAGAAAAUGCCACUGUAUGGAGCCCCUAUCCUCCUUUUUGUGGGGUAGGUGCAGCAAGCUGGGCAAGCAAGCUGCCAUGUUGUCCUCAUAGGAGGACUGAGUGGUGGGAAAACCUCAGUUGUAUGAUUGCCUGGAAACACCACAGUUGGACAGCCCUGGCUGAGCUGUGGGAGCCUUUGCUUCUUGGUGGGGUACUCAGCUGCCACACAGAGUCAGAGAAGCCUGUGAAUUGUCAGAACUUUGCGGUUUCCCAUAGACCAUGCCAUGAGAUUGGAGGUGCUGGGAAAUAAAGAAAAAUGGCUAUU